Messenger RNA from Rotaria socialis, 258 nucleotides. NCBI's taxonomy places the organism in Eukaryota, Metazoa, Rotifera, Eurotatoria, Philodinida, Philodinidae. The record is from the annotation of a GenBank genome assembly.
AUGGGUGAAUACUCGAAAGCACUGGAAUAUUAUGAAAAAGCAAAACAAAUCUAUGAAAUAUCUCUGCCUCCAACUCCUCCCUUUUUGGCUACUUCCUACAACAACAUCGGUGGAGUGUAUUACAGUAUGGGUGAAUACUCGAAAGCACUUCCACUUCAAGAAAAAGCACUUGAUAUCUUUCGAAAGUCACUUCCUUCAACACAUCCAGAUAUUAAGAACGUGAUGAUUGGUAUAGCAGCAGCGAAAGAGAAGUUGUAA